Messenger RNA from Scatophagus argus, 863 nucleotides. RefSeq names its product peptidylprolyl isomerase Aa (cyclophilin A) (gene ppiaa). The record is from RefSeq and is a predicted model, not a curated record. Gene Ontology annotation, molecular function: peptidyl-prolyl cis-trans isomerase activity. The transcript is spliced from 4 exons. Bases 90 to 584 code for a protein of 164 amino acids. NCBI's taxonomy places the organism in Eukaryota, Metazoa, Chordata, Actinopteri, Scatophagidae. Gene Ontology annotation, biological process: protein peptidyl-prolyl isomerization; protein folding. Gene Ontology annotation, cellular component: intracellular membrane-bounded organelle.
UCCCUCCAUCUUUUUCGGUUCCUUGUGGCCACCCGAAUCCUCUCGCCGGAAAGCCGUUCAGUCCAUCCGUUCCGCUUCAGCUUGCUGAAAUGGCCAAACCUAGGGUCUUCUUCGAUAUCACCGCCAACGGCGCACCCUUGGGCCGGAUUGUGAUGGAGCUCAAUGCCGACGUGGUGCCUAAGACUGCUGAAAACUUCCGUGCCCUCUGCACCGGCGAGAAGGGCUUCGGCUACAAGGGCUCCAUCUUCCACCGCAUCAUCCCCCAGUUCAUGUGCCAGGGAGGCGACUUCACCAACCACAAUGGAACUGGAGGAAAGUCCAUCUAUGGCAACAAGUUUGCUGAUGAGAACUUCACCCUGAAGCACACUGGCCCCGGCAUCCUGUCCAUGGCCAACGCUGGCCCCAACACCAACGGGUCCCAGUUCUUCAUCUGCACAUCCCAGACACAGUGGCUCGACGGGAAGCACGUGGUGUUCGGGAUCGUCAUUGAGGGGAUGGACGUGGUCAGGAAGAUGGAGGCCAAGGGCAGCCAGAGCGGCAAGACCUCGGCCAAGAUCGCCAUCGCCGACUGCGGGCAGCUCUGAGCUCCAGCGCCAAAACCCGUCUGCUCACCCUGUAGCCACCCCCACCCCCUGUAGGCUCCACCCACCCCACCCUGCUGCCAUUCAACAUUCCUAUUGAAGAAUAAACUCACCCCCCCCACCCCCCCACCCCUUUUUUAUUCAGUUCAUGUUGAAAUUAUGUUGCUGCAUUUGUGACUUGCCUUCAAAGUUUCUUUUGCAUUAACGUUUUUUUUCCAAGUCCUGACGGUUUUUGUUAAGUAAAAAAAAAAAUGAAGAAAAUAAACGAAAUGUUGCCUUGAA